AUGAAAUUUAAAUUAAUAACAACAUUAUUAAUUAUAUCGUUAAGCGGAUACGGCAAAUCGGCUUUAUUCGAAAGUGAUUCUUGUUACUCUUUUGGUAGUGGAAAUGUAUUUCCCGGAGGAGCAAGAAAAAUUGAUCACAAAUUGCAAUUUACCAAAGCAAUGAUUUCAAAGCCGGCUCCCGAGUGGGAGGCAACUGCAGUAAUAAAUGGAGAAAUAAAGCAAUUAUCACUCUCAAGUUUUAAAGGAAAAUAUUUGGUAUUUUUCUUUUAUCCUCUGGAUUUCACUUUUGUUUGUCCUACAGAGAUUUUAGCAUUUUCUGAAAGGAUUGAAGAAUUCAAAAAAAUUAAUACAGAAGUAGUUGCUUGUUCUGUUGAUUCUCAUUUCACUCAUCUUGCAUGGAUUAAUACACCACGGAAGGAAGGUGGAUUAGGAAAAAUUAAAAUACCACUUCUUAGUGACUUGACACAUUCCAUUGCAAAAGACUAUGGAGUUUAUUUAGAAGAUGUGGGACACACACUGAGAGGACUAUUUAUUAUUGAUGACAAAGGUAUUUUGAGGCAGAUCACAAUGAAUGAUUUACCUGUUGGACGUUCAGUGGAUGAAACUUUAAGAUUAGUUCAAGCAUUCCAAUACACAGAUCAACAUGGAGAAGUAUGUCCAGCAGGCUGGAAGCCAGGGCAAGACACGAUUAUUCCAAAUCCAGAUGAAAAGAAAAAAUAUUUUGAGAAAGUAGCAAGAAAUGAUUAG
Chilo suppressalis (striped riceborer) is the source of this 747-nucleotide messenger RNA. Lineage: Eukaryota; Metazoa; Arthropoda; Insecta; Lepidoptera; Crambidae. The record is from the annotation of a GenBank genome assembly.